Penicillium alfredii is the source of this 762-nucleotide messenger RNA. Its product is annotated as Cytochrome P450. NCBI's taxonomy places the organism in Eukaryota, Fungi, Ascomycota, Eurotiomycetes, Eurotiales, Aspergillaceae. Gene Ontology annotation, molecular function: monooxygenase activity; heme binding; oxidoreductase activity, acting on paired donors, with incorporation or reduction of molecular oxygen. The transcript is spliced from 4 exons. The record is from RefSeq and is a predicted model, not a curated record. The coding region runs from base 1 to 762 and encodes 253 amino acids.
AUGCUGACCCUCUAUGCCGCAGCCCUGCUGUUCCUCGGGUACAUCCCCACCGGCCUGUGGAUCAAGUAUCAAGAGUUCAUGGCGAAUCGGCGUGAAUCCAUCCACCAUCUCCACAAGGUCUAUGGUCCUGUGGUUCGCCUCAGUCCCAACGAGGUGUCUUUCGCCAGCUUAGAGGCUAUCAAAGAAACCUAUGCCUCGGGUGGGAGUGGCUAUGGCAAGACCGAGUACUAUGAUCUCUUUCGGCAGUUCAAAGUCAACCCCGGCGGGCUUAAAUCGCUCAACCUCGAACAAGACCUAGAAGUAAUGCAAGAGCUCACGUAUCACCAAAGCCCCCAGAAAAACCUCCUCGGGUACUAUCUGCCCAUGCUAGCCCCAUACUUCCCCCAAUGCCUACAUCCACGGAGUGCGCCCAAGGCAAACCAAUAUGUGCUCGACAUGGCCGCACAAACAAAUCUGGAAGGUUACACCCUCAUGGAAAAGCUGCAGCGCAAGGAGUUGAGUCUGGCCCGCAUGCCAGCAGCCGCUGAAUGCAAGGACCACAUGGCCGCCGGCAUCGACACCACCGGCGCCGGCCUGUGUUUCCUGAUGCGGGAGCUCUCCCAGCCUCAGAAUCUGGUGUUUCAAAAGCGACUGCAACAUGAACUCACCUCGGCACCGGCGGAUUGCACCUCUCGACAGUUUGCUGUACCUCGAUGCCUUGAUCAAGGAGGCGCUGCGCUGCGCUCCGCAUAUACCGAUGUCUCGUAUAGUUGCAAGACUUAG